Molecule: messenger RNA, 2382 nt
Organism: Fusarium musae
Lineage: Eukaryota; Fungi; Ascomycota; Sordariomycetes; Hypocreales; Nectriaceae
Exons: 4
Coding region: 1-2382 (793 amino acids)
Biological process (GO): carbohydrate metabolic process
Source: RefSeq, a predicted model, not a curated record
AUGGCGCCAUCACAGGAACAACAAAUCAUCAAUCAGCUCCAAUCCAAUUGGAUUUGGAUUCCCGACUGGAUCGAUUCUUCCAAAGAAAACACCGCCGCGCGCAUCGUCACAUUCAGUCGCAAGUUUACUCUCCCAUCUCAACCAAACCGAGCGCUCCUCCACUUCACAGCCGACACGCGAUACAAGCUCAUCAUCAAUGGUACCCGAGUAGCUGUUGGCCCAGCCCGAGGCAGUCCGUUGAUUUGGUAUUAUGACUCGCUCGACAUUGCUCCGCACCUCAAACAAGGCGAUAAUGAGAUCUCCUUUGUGGUGAUCCGUUACUUUGCGGCUUCUCGGGGUGGAAUGCCUUUUGAGCGAACCGCUUUCCCUGGAUUGACUGUUAUCGGUAGUGUUGAGUCGGAGGGGCAGUCUAUCAGUCUUGACUCUCGGGAAGGCUGGUUGGCUGAAGAGGAUAACUCGAUCCUGUUUCCAAUGGGAAGACCGGAUGAUGUCUUCCUUCAUAUCAACGAACAUAUUGUCCCUAGCCCUGCCAAAGAGAAAGUCACACCAGUACCAUACAAUAUCAAGACACUCAACGGAGAGCUUCCGCCAUGGCGUCUUCGAUCCCGCGUGAUCCCCACUCCAGAUCAAACUCCUGCCAUUGUCAACACCGUCAGAAAGAACGUCGGAAGCUCGAUCUCUGAUGACUGGGUUGCAUACCUCUCUCGUCAGCGUCCUCUCAUUCUGGCAGCUGGAUCCUCACAUACGCUCGAGGUCCAAGCGGAUGUGCAUUCAACGGCAUUUCUGCGCUGGACGUUCAAAGCGGCGCAAAAGAGCCAGAUCAGAUUGAAGAUUACUUACAGCGAAGGUUACGAACACGAACCGCGCUCUUAUCCAUUCUUUAGGUCAAAGUCUGACCGCCUGGAUGCCACCAAUGGCCAUAUCAUAGGUCCUUACGAUGACAUUACCCUUGACCUACCAGCGUCGCAGACCGUGGUGUACGAACCAUUCUGGUUUAGGACAUUUCGCGUUAUGCAAUGGGAGAUCACAGCCGGGGCCGAACCCGUCGAGCUAUCCUCUUUUGAUGCGACUCAAGUCAAUUACCCCCUUGCAGUCAAAGCAAGCUGGGAGGACUCAGGAGACAAGGACGCUAAACAAAUAUGGGACGUUUCCAUCAGGACAAUGAGAAAUUGCAUGUUUGAUGGUUACUCAGAUUGCCCGUUCUAUGAGCAACUCCAGUACUCAGGCGAUUCUCGCUCCGUCGGUCUAUUUCACUAUCUCCUCUCUGGUGACGACAGAUUGAUGAGGCAAACAAUCACCAACUUUGCCGCAUCCGUGGCGCCCGAGGGCUUAACACAGUCUCGCUUCCCCUCCCACGUACCGCAGAUCAUCGCUGGUUUCUCAUUAUACUGGGUCCUCCAAAUCUGCGAUCACCAUCUCUACUUCGGAGACACAGCAUAUACGCGGUCAUUCCUCCCUCGAAUCGACGGUGUCUUUGAGUACUUCGAGUCUCACAUUGAUGACUUAGGUCUCGUUAGCGGAUUUCCAGAAGAUGUAUGGCAAUAUGUCGACUGGGUAACUUCGUGGGGCGCAACAGAGACGCACCCUGACAAGGGAGUUCCAACAUCUGGGCGGGAAUCGAAUCGACAUACGUAUUUCAGUAUGCUUUACGCUUAUGUCCUGAAGCAGGCUGCUCGGUUGGUACGAGAUGUCGGUCGGCCUGGAUACGCGGACGAGUACGAAACCCGCGCGGCAUCCGUAAUUAAGGCUUUGCGGACUCAUUGCUUCGACGGGAAGUUCUUCACGGAUUCGACGGCUGAUAUCGCGGGCGAUGGAGCCCACUCGCAGCAUUGUCAAGUAUUCGCCGUCCUCAGCGGCGCCGCAAACCCUGAGGAACGACAAGGCCUUCUGAAAGAGUCAUUCUCCGAUCCAACCUUUUCCAAAUGUUCCUAUGUCAUGAUGUUCUAUGCUCUACGUGCAUUCGCUCUCGCUGGCGACGAUGUCUACGAGUCAGCAUGGAGAACUGUUUGGGACCCUUGGCGAAAGAUGUUGGCAAACAACCUUACAACCUGGGAAGAGGACGACGUUCGGCAGCGCUCAGAUUGUCAUGCUUGGGGCAGUGUUCCUAUCUACGAGUAUUGUACCGAACUUGCUGGUCUACAUGUCAUAGCCCCAGGGUCAAGCAAGAUCUUGUUUUCGCCGAGGCUGAACUUGAGUCGAGAUUUGAGGGCAAAGGUAGCGCUUGGUUCAAGUAACACUGCUAUAGUAUCUUGGAGUGUUCAGGAUGGUGGAAACAAGAGGGUCGAAUUGCGGCUUGAGUCGCCCGUUUGGGUUGUAAGCAAGUUGCCUGGCGGAGAGGAAAAGGACUGCGGUGUGAUUGAUCACCUCACAUUGAGUUUCUAG